AUGCAGCGGCCAGGGGGAGGGCCGGGGGUGAUAGCAGCAUCCCAGGGCGUGCAGCAGACAGGGGGACGACCGGGGGUACUAGCAAGACCCGAGGGCGUGCAGCAGGCAGGGGGGCAGCCGGGGGUGAUAGCAAUACCCCAGGACGUGCGGCAGGCAAGGGAAGGAUCACCCCAGUGCGUGCAUCAUCCAGGGGGGAAGGACGUUCAUCAGUCGGGGGGACAGCUGGGGGCGGGCACUGCAUCCCAUGGCGUGCAGCAGACGCUGGGGUGGCCGGGAGAGGUCACAUCACCUCAGGCUGCGCAGCAGCCAGGGGGGCAGCUGGGGGUCACUGCUCCACCCUGCGGCGUGCAAAGGGGGCAGCCGGGGGAGGUAGCAACACCCAGAGGCAGGCGGCAGACGAGGGGGCGGCCAGGGGCGACAACAACACUCCGGGACGUGCAACAUACAGUGGGCCAACCGGGGGGGAUGGUAGCACCCCAGGGUGCGCAGCAGCGAGGAGGGUUGCCGGGGGUGAUAGUAGGGGACUAUGAUAUGCAGCAGCUGGGAGGGCAGCCAGGGGUGGCCGCAGCAGACCAGGUCGUGCAGUGGCAAGGAGGGGGGUGUGAACAGGGUACCGAAUCCCCGCGGCAGUUGGUGACGUUCGACACCCCCAUGGCGGCAGUAGAGGUGGCAGUGGCAUCGGAUGAGCUGCCUCCUCCGCUUCCCCGCUACCCAUGCGAUGUGUGCUUUCACACAUUUGCUACUCGAGGGGCGGCUACGAGCCAAAUGACAGCGUGUCGAGCAGCUGAGGCAGAGAGGCAUGCAUAUGCGCUUGGCUUAAUUCCUUCCCUCGCAGAAGAUGGCACACAGGAGAGACCGACAGUGAGGGAAAUCUAG
Closterium sp. Naga37s-1 is the source of this 876-nucleotide messenger RNA. The record is from the annotation of a GenBank genome assembly. NCBI's taxonomy places the organism in Eukaryota, Viridiplantae, Streptophyta, Zygnematophyceae, Desmidiales, Closteriaceae.